Amoebophrya sp. A120 is the source of this 495-nucleotide messenger RNA. NCBI's taxonomy places the organism in Eukaryota, Dinophyceae, Syndiniales, Amoebophryaceae. The record is from the annotation of a GenBank genome assembly.
GGGUGAUAAAAAUGCUGCCCCCAGUACAACGAAUGUUGCCGCUGCCGUUUCUGGGGCAACAACAGCAACAACUCUUAAGGACGACCCGCAGCCCCCGAAGAUCACGAUGAGCUAUUGCGGCAUUGCGGGGGACACUCCGGACCAGACGAAGAAGCGGGGAAAUUGGUACGAUGUACUGAAUAUGCAUGGUAAGUACUUCGCCUGGGUCUGGAUUUGUGAUGCGAGUCUCGUAUGCGAGGGAGAUCUCUAUUGCAGGAUGAGGAUCUGCUUUCAGCUUCCUUUUUUGUUGUGUUCUUGGAUGAAGCAGGCAGUUUGUCUAUGCGAUUUACGAAGCCGAAUCAACAAGAAACCUCGUAAAACAACUUGUCAUGCAGCCGUGCUGCCGUACUAAAGAGGCCGUUGCAUGAUCAUCAUGGUACAACUAGAUGACUCAGCGUCGUGUUUUUGUGAUGUAUAACGGCCACGACGGGAAAAGUGAACUGGUGGUGGAACUGG